AUGGAUACAACGCCGGCAACAACAAAUGCUGAUAAUAGAAAUUUAUCUCUUCAAAGACCAUCAAUAGUCGCUGCAUGGGUAGAUCAAGGUAUAGGUGAGCCAGGAAUGCAUAAAUAUAUAAAAGAACGUUUCGAAACUCUUUCUACAUUUAUUACGCAAUGGUUAUAUUUUGAUUCUGAUGAUAAUUUUACAUCUUAUAUUGAAAAUAAUUCUAAUAUUAAAUUAAUUUGUGUUAUGUCUGGCGGAAUGUCUCGUUUAUUAGUACCAAGACUUUCAUAUCUUUCUGCAUUACAUAUUGUUUAUAUAUUUUGUGUGGAUAUAGAACGAGCUAAACAAUCAAUGGCAAACGAAAUUAAAGUUAAAGGUAUAUUUAAUAUAGAAGAUGAUUUAUAUGAAACGAUGGCUGAUGAUUUAGCGAAAUUAUUAGUUGAAGAUGGAAUUGCAUUAGCAAAAAUAGAUGAACGCAAUCUUGCAAGAUUGAAUUAUCAAGAAGCCAAACGAUUGUUAAGUACUCAAGCGAAAAACGUAAGUUUAGAUGAGACAAAAGCAAGAAUCGAAGAAAUUGACAUGAGACUUGAUCAAUUACUUGUUUAA
Rotaria sordida is the source of this 594-nucleotide messenger RNA. The record is from the annotation of a GenBank genome assembly. Lineage: Eukaryota; Metazoa; Rotifera; Eurotatoria; Philodinida; Philodinidae.